AUGUCUUCUCUCCAGAUAAUUGCUUUUCUGAUAGCGGUAGCUGACUUGGCCCUCUGUGGCCUUAUCUCUAAUGGCUUUAUAGUUACAGUGGCAAUCAUUCAAUGGACUAAACGCAGGAGCCUCUCUUCCAAUGAACAGCUGCUUAUGAUUUUGGGUAUAUCCAAUUUCUGUAUCACAGUUUUACUGGCUGCGUCUUUGAUCGGCAAUCAAUUAAACAACAGGAGCUACUUACUACUGCAAAUAAUUUUCCGUGUUGCUAUCUUUCUCCUAUACUCCAGAUUCUGGCUUACGGCCUGGCUCUGUGUCUUUUAUUGCCUCAAGAUAGUGAACAGCACGUAUUCCGCCUUUCUUUGGUGCAAACUGAGGAUAUCACAGCUAAUACCCCAUCUUCUUGCAGCAUCCCUAGUUGUCUCCUUUUUUCUCUCCGUCUUUUCAAUCCUGCAUCUUCCUGUGCAAUCCCAAAGCAAUACUACAGCCUGCACAGCAAACAUGACUCAAGCCAAGAUGGGGAUAGACUUUUCCAGGGACAGAAUUUUGCUCUUAAGUCUUGGUUCUGGCUGCCCCCUUCUUGUGGUUUCACUUUGCUCCAUCUUGAUUGUUGCCUCACUGUGUCGACACAUCUGCCGGAUGAGAAGUGCCGCAUCCAGCUUUAAGAGCCACCAAACGGAAGCUCAUAUCAAGGCAGCUGGGACAGUGGUCUUUCUCCUGAUUCUUUACCUUUUAUUUUAUGUGGCAGAAAGCUUGCCUCUGAUUGUGGGUUUUGAAGGAAGCGACUUGUUUGAAUUAUUGGUGCUCAUGGUGUACGCCCCUGCUCAAGCUACCAUCCUGGUACUGGUCAACCCUAAACUAAAGCAGGCAGCUGCGCGGGUGCUUUCAAGAAGGACGCCUUAAGGCUCCCCUACAUGAGCUAGAAAUGCCAGUUUAUGACACCAAACUAUGGAAGCUCUGAACUGAUGUACAGGCAACGAAGAAUACCGGAAGAAAAGGGUCACAAGCUAUGGCUGAUGAAAACUCCAAAGUAUGGACUUAUCUAUACAUUGCUUCUAUAAACAAGAUAAUGCAAUUGAUAAAUCCCAAAAUAAGAAACAGUCUGAGUGCUUGUGCAGACAUCACAACUCUAUAGACUGGGCUCUGUGCAGACAUUUACUUAACAAAAACCAGUGCUUUUUUUGUAA
Molecule: messenger RNA, 1175 nt
Organism: Varanus komodoensis (Komodo dragon)
Lineage: Eukaryota; Metazoa; Chordata; Lepidosauria; Squamata; Varanidae
Product: taste receptor type 2 member 4-like
Exons: 2
Coding region: 1-891 (296 amino acids)
Biological process (GO): detection of chemical stimulus involved in sensory perception of bitter taste; G protein-coupled receptor signaling pathway; sensory perception of taste
Cellular component (GO): membrane
Molecular function (GO): G protein-coupled receptor activity; bitter taste receptor activity
Source: RefSeq, a predicted model, not a curated record